This is a messenger RNA of Lepisosteus oculatus (spotted gar), 3683 nucleotides long. RefSeq names its product insulinoma-associated protein 2. Lineage: Eukaryota; Metazoa; Chordata; Actinopteri; Semionotiformes; Lepisosteidae. Gene Ontology annotation, molecular function: DNA-binding transcription repressor activity, RNA polymerase II-specific; RNA polymerase II cis-regulatory region sequence-specific DNA binding. The record is from RefSeq and is a predicted model, not a curated record. Gene Ontology annotation, cellular component: transcription repressor complex; nucleus. Gene Ontology annotation, biological process: regulation of cell cycle process; neuron differentiation; negative regulation of transcription by RNA polymerase II.
UUGCUUAACUGUACUGCUGUCGAUCCGAAACAGUGUUUGGAAGGAAAUGGAACAGUUACUGACAAAAUGGGAGUUUUAAUUCGAGUUACUGAUAAAAGCUGAAAAACGAGUAGCCCAACUUUCAGUCUAUAGUAUAGAUGCGUUUCCUAAGCAGCAGUUAUUUCAGCUGGUGUCUGAUCUAAUAGGGAAUAUGAAUAUUUACACUAACAUGAUUCGUGUUUUCAGGAGCUAUGUUGAAAACAUAGCCACGUUUGUCACAAAAACAAUACUUUCGCCUUAAUGUAAUUGUCGGGGGCAUGUUACAAACGUUAUAAACAUCGUUACGGAUUAAGGUCUACUUGUGAAUUGACGUGAAUACUUAAUCCAGCAGGCUCCUCCCAGUUCUGGUCCCUCUCGUCUUCGGGCCCAGCUAGCCCCUUCUGAUUACUGAUUGGACAGGGCUUUGACACCGAUAGUGACUUCACGAAAAACAAAAGGCAGCACCAACGAUAAAAAACAAGCCCCGAUCUCUGGGGCGGCAGAGACCAGCGCCGGCUCUCCACGUGCGCUCCGACAGCCCCGACCCGCGCCCACAGCUCUUCUCCAGGCGGGCUGAAACCAUGCCGAGGGGAUUUUUAGUGAAAAGGAGCAAACGGACUUGCCCGGCAUCUUACAGAGUGCGCGGCGAGGACCGAGAGCCGCCUCAUCUGGUCCAGCCCUCGCAGACCGCGGAGGCGCACGCCGCCGUGUCCCCUGCCAACCUGGGCUCAGGUGCGCCGGCGUCCGCAGCCUCUCCGGAGAGUGGAGCCCCUUCUCCCGCAGGGGGGGCGCAAACACGGCCGGCAGAGAGCGCGGAGAGGGCGGGGAACAGUGUGAUCGCAGCCGACCCCCCCCAGCCCAAGUUUGCCGCUCCCGACCACGGCUCUCCCGGCCGGGCCGACGCCUCCUACAGCCCGAUGAAGCCCGUAGGCGCGGAGCUGAGGAAAUCGUUUUUUGAGAGGUGCCUGAACUCACCCGCGUCGGCCGAGUCCUUCCCCGGCAGCACGCCGGUGUCCCCCAUAGAAAGGCUCCUGAUGCAGCACUCCCACUUCCCGCCUUCAGAGGUCCAAAUGGAAACACCUGUGCGGCUGUUCUCGCCUCUGCACCCCUCCAUGAAGCGGGCCUGCCCGCACGGCGCGGACCGCAGGGGGAAACCUCCGGCGAAGAAGCCGAAGGCGAUGAGAAAACUCCACUUCGAGGACGAGGUGACCACCUCGCCGGUCCUUGGGUUGAAGAUCAAGAAAGAGAGCCCGGAGCCCAGAGCGGCGCCUCCCGCGGGGAGCGGGAAGCCCCUGGGCGAGUUCAUCUGCCAGCUCUGCAAGGAAGAGUACCCCGACCCCUUCUCUCUCGCACAGCACAAGUGCUCCCGGAUAGUCCGGGUGGAGUACCGCUGCCCCGAGUGCAACAAGGUCUUCAGCUGCCCGGCCAACCUGGCGUCCCACCGCAGGUGGCACAAGCCGCGCCCCACCGGCAGCGGGGAGAGCCAGCCCGUCAGGAAGGCGGCCGAGAGCGCCGCCGACACGCCCCGCGCGGAGGGGAAGGAGAGCGAUCAGCACCCCCGGGCGCCGGACAGCUCCGGGUGCGCCGCUCAGCAGCGCCCUGCGACAGACGCGGCCGCGGCGGCGGAGCAGCAGCAGCAGCGGUACCGGGCGCCUCAGGACAGCAGCGCCCUGCCUGCCGACCCGUGCUUCGCCCCGGCGGGGAAGUGCCUCGCCCAGCACCUGCAGAGCGUGGAGAGCUCCCGGGUGGUCGCUUGCGCCCAGGCUGCGGAGGCCACCGCCGCCACUUACCUGCCCGGCCCCGGCGGCGCCGAGGAGGUGUUCGAGUGCAGCUACUGCAGCAAGAAGUUCCGCAGGCAGGCUUACCUGAGGAAGCACCUAGCGGCGCACGAAACAGUCAGGUCGUCCUCGUACAGCCCGCUGGAAAGCGGCCAGAUCACGUUUCCCUGCCCCCUCUGCGGCGCCCAUUUCCCCUCGGCGGAGAUCAGGGACAAGCACAGGAUGUGGCAUGCGGUGCGGGGAGAGAUUCUCCUGGGCCCAGGGAAAAGCAGCAGGCCCCUGGGCAGGCAGGACCUCACGCAGGGCGAGCAGCAGAUCUUCUCCUGCAAACACUGCCCUUCGACUUUCUUCAGCUCGCCAGGACUGACGAGGCACAUCAACAAGUCGCACCCGACCGAGAGCCGCCAGGUGCUGCUGCUGCAGGUGCCCGUUCGGCCGGGCUGCUGACUCCCCGUGACCGUACCUGCGUCCGGACCGGCGCCAGCUGCAGCGGAUCGCUUCCGAGCCGGACACGUUAGAAGUUCUCCUCUGUGUCCGUGAGAUUCCUGCUGGGUUUUUUUUUUCUCACAGCAAAUAACUCCGUACCACUAUGAUGUUUUCAAUCAAUCAAGAAUAUCAUAUCAAAUGGAUAUAUACAUUAUAUUUAGCCAUACUUAGGGUAUUUUCGUUAUUUCCAAUAAAGACUAAAGGAAAAUCAGAAUAGGUUGGAUCGCAUUAGAAAACAGUUAUUUUGUCGGGCUUUAUAUCUGAGGAAAGUACAUGCUUAAGUAUUGAUGCUGUAUAUUGGUGUAGAAUUAAUUGUUGUGUUAUAAUAACUGAAAACAGAAAGCAAUACACUGAACUCUGUAUAAAGUAAUCGCUGUGAUUACACAAGCGCAAGGUAAGAUUUACCUUGGCUCUUAAGUCCGUGUAUCAGGAAGGCUGAGCUUAAAGAAGUGUUUACAUACAGAUCAGCUGCGUUAUAUAGUGAAAACAGCCCGUAUGUCUACAAGAACUCGUAAUUUAAAAUGAUUUGUUUCGGGUUUACAAGAAUGCAAUUAAUAACACAUCGGAGCAAAAUCCAUGAAAAAUCAGCCCAUGGAAUCUUACAUUAAAAUCUUAUCAAACUGUAAUUCCUAUGGAAAUUGAAUGUUUGUUCAGUAUAGGUGUAAGGCAGUGACAAACAUUUUUUUAAAAUAAUAUAAAAUUAUUUUUCCUACAUAAAAUAAUACAAUAAAUCUGCUGGUGUGCACAGUGUUGGUGACAGGUAUUAUAAUGUAUUUAUUUUUUGCAACAUAUAAUCUGAGGUAAUGUGCUUCUUAAUGUCUAUUCCAUUAUAUAUAUAUACCCUUACAUUGUCCGUCUUAAUUCAGUCAUUUACAUAAUGUAUAUUUUUUCUAUGUGGGGUCUAGAAUAUACUUAAUUGAAAAUUAUUGUGCUAAACCAUAUCUAUAUAUCCACAUUAUAUAUAUUAACCAAAGGGUAAUACAACGAUUUUAAACACUAACUGUAACGUGUCGUCUAUAUCGUGUUGUAUUGUAUUUAGCCAAGGAUUGUAAAACUGGUCCCUCUUACUCCCAGUACCCUGGAGUGCCAGCGCGUCACGGCGCGCUAUCUGGGUCGUGUUCAUAGGUUUGCAGCAGUGGUUCCUGCGAAACCGGUCUGAUUUCAACGACAGCAUUCCGGGGGACCGUCCAAUAUACCAAUUCCGGUCUUUAAAACACGGAAGCCGAGAUGAAGUGACGCACAGAUAACAAACUGAGUUUGUCUUUUACAAAAACAGUAAUAAUAUACGAACACAUACCAGUUUUAUAACAGACUUGUAUUAUAUUUUUUUAGCGUAUUACUUUUAUGGAUAAGAUCUGUUGAAAGUUCACACUGUAUUUUAUUACAAUGCUGGCAUCAUUC